This is a messenger RNA of Alternaria postmessia, 1455 nucleotides long. RefSeq lists its product as uncharacterized. The transcript is spliced from 4 exons. Gene Ontology annotation, cellular component: fungal-type vacuole membrane. The coding region runs from base 1 to 1455 and encodes 484 amino acids. The record is from RefSeq and is a predicted model, not a curated record. Gene Ontology annotation, biological process: calcium ion transmembrane transport; intracellular calcium ion homeostasis. NCBI's taxonomy places the organism in Eukaryota, Fungi, Ascomycota, Dothideomycetes, Pleosporales, Pleosporaceae. Gene Ontology annotation, molecular function: calcium:proton antiporter activity.
AUGGCGCACCGUUCAAGAAGCUCGCGAGAUUAUCCUAGCGGCCAUGGGCACCGCUCAUCGCGAGAACGACAGUAUACCACCGAGAAGACGACGCGCCGCGGCGACGACGAUCGCCGUGAUAGAUCCAGACGUCGCUCGGAACUGCCGCAGUACAAUCACAAUGGCCAUAGGGUGACCCCAGGCCUUCAUCCUGAGGGCGAAAGUGGCAGAAGGGGGUUCAAUCCAAUCAAAUUUCUUGUCAUCUCUGGCAGGAGUAGCAGCACGCCGUCCAUGCUAGUCAACUGCUUGUGGCCUAUCGUACCCAUUGCGAUCGCAUUUCACUUUGCGAAACCUGAAUGGCAUAUGGCAAUCUUCAUUACCAAUUACAUCGCUAUGUUGCCUUCAGCAAACUUGCUCGGCUUCGCUGGCCAGGAGUUCUCGCGCAAGAUGCCCAAUAAGGCUUUUGCCGUCGUCCUCGAGACAACAUUCGGUUCCAUCGUUGAAAUCAUUCUGUUCAUGGUGUUGAUAGGGACGUCCAAUGGCGACUCCAACGUGCAGGUUAUUAAGGCUGCCAUCUUGGGAUCCAUUCUUGCCAAUCUGCUCCUCUGUCUCGGAACAUGUUUUAUCUUCGGCGGUCUCAAGAAUGACCACCAAGAGUUCCAUCCUGCUGUCUCUGAGAACGGUAGUGGCUUGAUGCUUGUCGCUGCUACCGCAUUGGUACUUCCUGCUGUCUUUUACGCAUACCUCUUCCAGAAUCCUGACUACGACUUGACGACCGUCAACAUCCCAUACAACACUCGUUUGAUUUCCCGUGGCGUAGCCAUCAUAUCAAUCAUAGGCUACUUGAUCUACGUGUACUUCCAAACCGUAUCGCACGAUGGUCUGCUCCACGAAAUCUACGAGGCGGACGAUCACAAGGACAAGGACCGCCACGAGGAGUUGGCGAAGCCCAAGCUUACCAUGACCGAAGUCAUCGUCGCCCUUCUCGUCUCCCUGACUUGCGUAGCGCUUGUCGCCAUUUCCCUCGUCCUUGAGAUCCCAUACAUUGUAGAGGAGCGGGGUGUCAGUGACGCCUUUGUCGGUCUUAUUCUGAUUCCACUUGUUGAGAAGAUCGCCGAACAUCUGCUCGCUAUCGACGAAGCCUACGACAACCAGAUCAACAUGGCUCUCGCUCAUGUUCUGGGUGCGUCUAUCCAGACUGCCUUGUUCAACGCACCGCUCGUAGUACUGGUUGGCUGGGGUAUCGGUGUCGGCAUGGACUACAACUUCGCCAUCUUCGACGCGGUCGCUUUGAUUCUUGCCGUUUUGGCGGUGGGCUCUUUCCUGCGUGAUAGGAGUUCCAACUACCUUGAGGGUAUGCUUUGCGUGAUGACGUACAUUAUCAUCGCAAUCUGCGCGUUCUACUUCCCCAACCCUGCGCACCACGGUGGCGCCGCUGAAGGCGGUUCAGAGGGCGGUGCGGAAGGCGGUCACUAG